Messenger RNA from Centropristis striata (black sea bass), 2182 nucleotides. RefSeq names its product testis-expressed protein 47. The coding region runs from base 91 to 840 and encodes 249 amino acids. The record is from RefSeq and is a predicted model, not a curated record. NCBI's taxonomy places the organism in Eukaryota, Metazoa, Chordata, Actinopteri, Perciformes, Serranidae. The transcript has 9 exons.
CAUGGUAACCCUCCAAAAACUGAGACCCCCCGCCAAACAAUCAAACUAACUAACCUGAGUUUAACGUUAACCGUUACUAAAAGUUGAGUCAUGGCGACUUCUCAGAGAUCUGGAAGCUUUUCUUUCGGACUCAGACUCUCAGAGGAAGAAGAGGACAGCACCAUGUUGGAUGUGCUUCGGGGGGAGAAGAGAGAGAAGAUCGUGCUACAGCGACUGAUAGUGAUUGCUCGGCUCCCCCACGGCCUUGCUGACAGGACAGAACCGGGAGCUCAUUACGAAAAACUCAACUUCCAGCUCAGCAAACAGUAUAUUUGGGAUCACAUGACGGGCCUGCUGCUGAUUUAUCCGACCUGCCUGCUGCAUGUUAUUGAAUCAUCCAGGGAAGUUCUGGCUGCUGUUUUAAAAGACCUUAAAGACCUGCAGCAACAGCCAGACAGUGCCUUGCUGGAAGCUCCCAAGGUUGUGUUCAUGGCCCAUAACCCUCAGAGCAGGCUGUUCCAGCAGUGGAGCUACAAGGUGCUCGGUGCAGACCAGGGGCCCGGGGACUCUGUGGCUAAGGGACUGGAGGAAGAGGAAGAGAGCACAGAGACUCUGGUGUGCUCGGUCCUGUCAGCGCUGCAGAAACUGGGAGAACACGUGGAGAUGUCUAAGAAGGCUGUUCCUGGGUCAGUGCUGGAUGAGACUCCUGAUCUAAUCGUCCCUCAGGAGAUUCUCCACAAACUAUUAACUCGAGACGAGCUGCAGACUCCAGAACAGCACCUACAGAUGUACAACUCACCGUUUAACAUCAGCAUGGACUUUGGACAAGUCAUACGAAGCAGCUGCCUCACCAAAGUUUAACACCAUAACAAAAGAUCAAAGAAUGUGUUUGGCCUUCACUGAAGCACCUCGGUGAGACUGAAGGUUCCCAGCAGAGAAAUCACUGCGACAGUUUAAUACCAACAUUUAAUACUGCAGCAAUUUCCCGGCUUUUCAUUUUUGUUGUUGUUAUUGUUCAAUAUGCUUCUUUCUCGUCCAAAUAAUUUUAUAUAAACAACUUGUACAAGUGAAAUAACAUUCAACACCACAUUUACAACUAAAGAAACACAGAAAAUCCAAGUAAUAUAAAAAACAUUUUUAAUAGUUUGAACAUUCGGAUGAGGUUAAUUUAUUUUUCUAUCUUACUGUACACUGUGUUCCACGUGGUGACCGGGAGAUAGCAUGUCCAAGAAAAGGCAUUUCCUCUUUACUCAAACUUUAAAGAGUCCACAGCGUCACUACAGCUCCACACAGAGAUCUCUUAAGUCUCUAAAGAUUCCUCCAUCACUUAUGUGUUCCCUUUUUAUUUUGGCCCCCGUUACUUGGAACUUAAACUAAAGAAAAAAACAUGAUUGGAGACUUGCAAUGGCUGCAUGCACCACAGUGUAAUCUACAAACUGUAUGAGUAAAAACCGUAUGCAGCACGUUGUUUUUUUCUUGUUUUGCUUUAUGAAUUCAGUGUAAAGUCACAGGAACUUUUCAAGAGAUUUUAGUACUUUAAAAGCGCCACAAACAGUCACAAUCUGAUUUCCUGACAGUGCUCUCUGUUCUGAGCCAGAUGUGCUUUUUCCUUAUUUGCUAUAGAUAAAAAAGGGUGAAACGUAGUAAUGGAACACAGGAGAUAAACGUUGAAAACAGUAAAUCAUGAAUGUUCUAAACAAACUGUUGGCAGAGUCGAUGGAGAGUUUGACUAAAAAAGGUUGAGGGCAGCACUGCAGUGUUCUUCUUUUAUAAAGGUCGAUCUAUUCACUUAUAAAAAAUAAAUACAAGCACAUUUAUAUAGGACCAAUGAUGAGACACAUUUCAUAGGCAUGGUUAAAAAGCAUGCUGCCGAGUUUCACACAGUACAAUGUCGAAUCAAACGCCCCUCCCGCCUCCCGCCCCAAAACGGUUUCUUUUUUUAUAUCAAAUACCCCACCACCUUCUGUUACUACAACACACACAAUCUGCCUUUAUCACAAGCUAUGAGGUGAACAUCGUCUAUCACCGGUACAUUCCACCUAUUCAUGUAAAAAAAAGGCCUUCGUAUGUCGGUGCUCAGAGGGCUUCAUGCUUGAUAAAAGCUGUAAUACUGGAAACUGUCUGUGGAAUCUCUCUCCGGUCCCGGCUGUCUCUGUUUCGACAGACAGGGUUGUUUACUGUUAAUAAAGUUGCGUUGUUUUGA